This is a messenger RNA of Nymphalis io (European peacock), 866 nucleotides long. RefSeq names its product phospholipase A1 member A-like. The transcript has 7 exons. Bases 1 to 849 code for a protein of 282 amino acids. The record is from RefSeq and is a predicted model, not a curated record. Gene Ontology annotation, molecular function: lipase activity. Lineage: Eukaryota; Metazoa; Arthropoda; Insecta; Lepidoptera; Nymphalidae.
AUGACCCUUGUACACAGUCAAUCCGUUAAAAAUCAGAUUUCACUUCGCUUUAAAAAUAUAACAUUAUUAUUGGAUAAUCCUGAGUUUGACCUUCAGAAACCGACAGUGUUUUAUAUUCACGGUUACGUAGAAAUUGCCAGUGAUGCGAGCGUUUUGUGCGUGAUGGACGCUUAUGUCAAACGCGGUGAUUACAAUAUAUUGGUGCUGGACUGGGCGAACCUUGCGUUUGGAAAUUAUUUGAAUGUUGUGGUUAAUAUUAAAAAGGUCGGAAAAGAGUCAGGAAAAGCUUUGGGUAAGUUGCUGAAGAACGGUUUGUCUGUCGAGGGCUUACAUUUAGUUGGGCAUUCCGCUGGCGCCCAUGUAGCGGCUGUUGUAGCGAGAGUUUUGAAGAAAAAUAAUUUCACAGUUCCUAGAUUGACUGGUCUAGACCCUGCGUAUCCAGGAUUUUAUCCAGCGAUCGAUACGCCUCCCAUCGGUUCCAAAGAUGCAGUUUUUGUAGACAUCAUUCACACAGAUAGUGGCAAGUACGGGACUCCGUUCAGCACCGGACACGCGGAUUUCUGGCCUAAUGAUGGCAAAUCCACGCAGCCAGGAUGCCCGCCUGUCACUCUUAUUUUAACGAAUGAAAAUUUCUGCAGUCACUGGCGUUCAUGGCAGUACUGGGCGGAGUCGGUAACCGGUGGCAGCUUCGUGGCGAGAAAGUGCACUAAUUACAAUGCCUUUUUAAAAGGGAACUGUAGUGAAACAGCUCACAUGGGUCUUCUCGCUAAGCCGGAAUUACGUGGCAAUUUCUACUUACGUACAGCAGCGAAUGAACCUUUCGCUUUAGGCGAGACAGGAUUUAUAUGAAAAAAAAAAUAGAAUUU